AUGUCUGAAGCCGGCCGGCUGCCUGAACCGCUUGCCGUCAUCGGCAGCAGCUGUCGGUUACCCGGCGGUGCAAACUCUCCUUCUAAGCUAUGGAGUCUCUUGAAAGAGCCGCGUGAUGUUUCGGUUGAGAUACCUCCUAGUCGUUUCAACCCUAAAGGAUUCUACCACUCGAAUGGAGAGCAUCAUGGGAGCACCAAUGUCACUCGUGCCUAUCUACUGGGAGAGGAUCCUCGACUAUUUGAUAAUGGCUUCUUUAACAUCAACCCUAAAGAGGCUGAGGCUAUGGACCCUCAGCAGCGUAUCCUGCUGGAGACUGUCUACGAAGGUCUCGAGUCAGCGGGUUGCUCUAUGAAUGAGCUAAGGGGAUCUUCAACAUCAGUGUUCGUGGGUCAGAUGACAGACGAUUAUUACGAGCUGCUGCUUCGAGACUUAGAUACCGCCCCUCAAUAUGCGGCAACUGGUACCUCCCGAGCCAUUAUGGCUAACCGUAUCUCAUAUUUCUUUGACUGGAAAGGACCAUCUAUAGCUAUAGAUACAGCGUGUUCUUCAAGUCUUGUUGCACUACAUCAGGCAGUGCAGACACUCCGCAGCGGUGAAUCCCAGAUGGCCGUCGUUGCUGGAGUUAACUUAAUUCUAGGUCCUGAUAAAUUCAUCUUUGAAUCCAAACUUCACAUGCUUUCUCCGACGGGUCGGUCUCGUAUGUGGGAUUCGAAGGCAGAUGGCUACGCGAGAGGAGAAGGGUUUGUGUCCGUAGUAAUUAAGACUUUAAAACAGGCGCUUGCGGAUCAUGAUCAUAUUGAAUGUAUCAUUCGGGAAACAGGAGUGAAUCAGGAUGGUCGCACGUCUGGUCUGACUGUCCCAAGCGCUACUUCGCAGGCGUCGCUUAUCCAAUCAACCUAUCAACGAUCUGGAUUAGAUUCCCAGAAGAUAGAAGAUCGUUGCCAGUAUUUUGAAGCCCACGGAACUGGAACCCUGGCUGGAGACCCACGAGAGGCUGAAGCUAUACAUAACACCUUUUUCAGCGCCGAUGACACAGGCGUAGCGGACUCCGGUAGCUCCGCUCUGUAUGUUGGCUCGGCCAAAACAGUAAUCGGGCACCUUGAAGGAGCAGCAGGGCUGGUGGGACUUUUGAAGGCAUCUCUGUUAGUACAACAUGGUGAAAUCCCACCGAAUAUGCACUUUGAUGAACUCAACCCGGCGAUUGAACCUUUCUACAAACAUCUACGCAUACCUACAACAAUACAAGCCUGGCCGAAACUUUCUCCAGGAGUGCCUAGACGCGUUAGUGUCAAUAGUUUUGGGUUUGGUGGUACUAAUGCGCAUGCGAUAAUUGAGAGUUGGGAAGACAUACAGGUCAGGGAAACCUCCAACACAAUAUCUGAUCAACCAUCAACACCACUGCAUGGACCGAUAACCCUAUCAGCCCAUUCCGAAUCAUCGCUGGUUGGGUCCUUGACGUCGCUAUCUAAUACGCUUAGAAACUCCGACGAUAUUGACUUAGAAAACUUGGCGUGGACAUUACAGACUCGUCGCACGGAAUUUCCUUUUAAAGCAGCUUUCUCAGGAGACAGAGCCGAGCUGCGAGCGAAAUUGGACGCCGCCCUUAAAAUGGCGAAAGACGGUCCUCAAUCAAUGCUAUCCACCAAACCAAUUCAUAUAUCAACAGCACAUCCACUGCGUAUUCUUGGUGUGUUCACGGGGCAAGGCGCGCAGUGGCCUUCAAUGGGCGCGAACUUAUAUAUACGAUCAUAUGGCUUUAAACGCUCUUUCCAGGUUCUUCAGCAGUCUCUCAACGACUUACCGGAUGCUCCAACAUGGUCCUUAAUUGAUGAGCUACUAGCUCCGGUGGAUUCGUCCAGAGUCCAAAAUGCCGAAAUAUCCCAGCCAUUGACCACUGCGAUCCAAAUCGCCCUAGUUGACCUUCUCAAGGCGUCGGGGGUUCUUUUUAAUGUUGUUGUUGGCCACUCGUCGGGUGAAAUCGCCGCCGCCUAUGCUGCCGGGUUCAUUGAACCUUCAGACGCCAUUCGCAUUGCGUAUUAUCGUGGUUUUCAUUCGCGCCUAGUUGGUGAAAGACAAGGCAAGAUGAUGGCCGCCAAGAUGACGUUCGAAGAAGCUGAGAAACUUUGCCAACGCGAGCAAUUUCUAGGCCGGCUCAAGGUCGCUGCGAGUAACUCCAAAUCGAAUGUUACUCUUUCUGGGGAUGGAGAUGCCGUCGACGAAGCGAAGAGGAUUCUCGACGAGACGGAAACUUUCGCAAGAGUCCUCAAAGUCGAUACUGCUUACCAUUCCCACCAUAUGGAAGCGUGUGCACCCAUCUACUUGGAAUCACUUCGCCAAUGUAAAAUACAAAAUCAGCGUGUACAUGCGAAGGGUAGUUGCAAUUGGUAUUCCAGCGUCUACGGUUCCAAUGGGGGAAGUAUCAGUGACUUCAGUGCUCUCAGAGACACAUAUUGGGUGGAUAAUCUGACGAAGCCUGUUCUUUUUUCUCAAGCACUCGAACGAGCGAUAGGAGAAGAAUAUUGUCUUGAUUUGGCACUCGAGAUAGGGCCCCAUCCCGCCCUUAAGGGGCCUGCGAUGGAUACUAUAAAGGACGAUGCGAUCGCUUUCUCCGACGCACUCGGCUUUAUCUGGAAGAAUACGUAUCCGUCGACCGCCAUCCCAAACUUUAACGACUUUAGACAGAUAAAUCAAGAACAUCCAAAUCAGCCCCAGGUUCAGAAAAAUCUCCCCGCGUAUAGUUGGAACCACGACAAACCCCUUUUUAAAGAGUCUAGGACAUCUAGGACUUUUCGCAGCCAAGAUAGCCCCAUUCAUGAGCUUCUUGGACGAGCGACUCAGAUCGGCGACGCGAAUGAGGUGCAAUGGCGUAACAUACUAAAACUUGACGAAAUCAGAUGGCUCGAAGGCCAUCGGUUUCAGGAUCAGGUGGUUUUCCCAGCAGCGGGUUAUAUAUCUAUGGCAGUCGAUGCGGCAGUCCGCUUAAUCAAGGAUGAGCCAAUCAAUUUGGUUGAGUUACAGGAUCUAAAUAUUCUUCGGGCGAUUACUCUUUCGAAAGAGUCGUCUGGGGUCGAAGUGAAGUUUCUCAUCAGAACCACAAACCGGGAUUCCAGUUAUGUCUCGUUUGAGUUUUCAUGUUACAGUACAGAUGUCGACGGAAACUCGCGGCAAGCAGAACAGCUUCAUUUCAAUGGUCGCGGGGUCGCGACGCUCGGUAACCCAGAUGAAAAUGCGCUACCUCACAGGAGAGCCCCGGGGCUGCCCAUGGAAGCUGUCAACAACAAUAGAUUUUACGAAUGGAUGAGCAAAUGUGGGCUGGAUUAUUCGGGAGAAUUUGUGGCUGAUUCUAUAAAGCGUCGUUUGGAUUUGUCAACGGUAACAAUGAAGCAGACAGCCCAUAUUAGCGUUCAGAUACACCCACCAACAUUGGAUACAGCCUUCCACAGUCUCUUCGCGGCCUUUUCAUUCCCCGGAGAUGAUAGGAUGAGAACUCAUUAUCUCCCUACAAGUGUUCGACGGGUUCGAGUGAGCAUGCCAUGCCCUCAGAAAGACCUACACUAUGAACGCAAAUUCUUCGCGGAUUGUCAUCUGUUGGAAGGGUCGAGCAAGGAGAUUCGUGGUGACAUCGAUGUUUCAUGCGCUGAGGAUGGCCAUAUGGAAAUACAAAUACAAGAUAUCGUAUGCUCAUCAUUCACGAAGUCAACAGAAGAAAACGAUCGAAAAUUGUUCGCGCGCACGGUUUGGAAGAAAGAUAUUUCGUCAGGGGUCGAAGCGGGGCAAUCAAUUACAAACCCAAGCGAUGUUAGGAUAUACGAAAUAUGCGAAAGAAUGGCAUUUUUCUAUUUACGAAAGCUCCGCCAAGGAAUUCUCCAGGAAGAGGUUCCAUCUUUUCAAUGGCAUUUCCAAUGCCUUUUCGAAUGGACCGUUAACCAUCUGCUCUCUACCGCCGAGUCAGGGGGUCAUCCCCGCUUAGCCUCGGCCUGGGCGGAAGAUACUUACGAAACGAUCAUGAGCUGGAAAGAUGGAUAUCCGGGUAGAGUUGAUAUCCAAUUGAUACAUGCGUUGGGUAGUAACAUAUCUCGCAUAGUUCGAGGGGAAUUGGCUCCCCUUCAGAUCAUGUUGGAAAAUGAUAUGCUCAAUAGAUUUUACAAGGAAGGAAAUGGCUUGCCUCAGGCCAACGCGAAUCUGGGAACAAUCCUUGGUCAGCUUUCCCAUAGAUACCCCAGGUUGCGGAUUCUUGAAAUCGGUGCCGGGACUGGCGCUUCUACUGCUGUGGCCUUGAAGCAUGCGGGGUCGCAUUUCGAGUCUUAUACUUUUACGGACGUAUCGCCGGGUUUCUUUGAACACGCACAAGCAACUUUCACGGAGUAUGGAGAAAGGAUUAAAUACGAGGUGCUUGAUAUCGAGCGCUCACCAAUGGACCAAGGGUUUCGGGAGCACUCUUACGAUGUGAUAGUCGCUUCCAAUGUGCUUCACGCAACUGCGCGGCUAUCAACGACUAUCCAGAACUGCAGGAAGCUCCUACGCCCUGGAGGCCAUAUGAUUUUACUCGAACUCACAAGCGAGACACUAUGGACUCAAUUCAUCUUCUCCGUCUUACCAGGGUGGUGGCUUGGGCGCGAAGACGGUCGUAUUCACCAUCCAUCAAUCUCCGAAGCCCGCUGGCACUCUAUCCUAGAAGGCAAUGGCUUCUCUGGGGUAGAUCAUGUACUAAGGGAUACUGAAGUAAACUCAAGCUACACAUUUUCCACUAUGAUAAGCCAGGCGGUAGACCAGAGAGUGGAAUUAUUGAGAGAACCGCUUAAUACCAUCAAUAAUGAGCUAGGCGGGGCCCGGCGCCUUACGAUAAUAGGGGGUCAGAAAUUAUCGGUAGCCAAAGUCGCGUUAAAAAUCCAGCGCAUACUUCAUCUAUUCAUGGAACAAAUUAGCAUUGUGGAUUCCCUGGUUGCUAUCCGACCCGGCAGUCUGCAGGCGGACUGUGCGGUAAUUAUUCUAUCCGAUCUCGACAAACCGAUAUUCAAACAUCUGGAUCACAAGAGUCUCCACGCUCUACAAUUAAUUUUUAAUGAAUCGAAAUAUGUAUUAUGGGCCACCCAGGGCUGUCGCAACGUCGACCCAUACGCCAGCAUGUCCGUCGGCGUGGGCCGGUCGAUUAUGACGGAAUCCCCUCAUGUCCGACUUCAGUUUGUAGAUGUUGAUUGCCUCCAAAAGAAUCUUCCGGAGGCGACCGCAUUCUCCGAAGCAUUGCUUCGCAUGAUAUACUUGGAUCAGCCCGAUUUUCAAAACCUCCUAUGGUCUAAAGAGACCGAGCUUGCGAUAGAAGACGGUAGCGUCUAUAUUCCUAGGGUUAUCUCGGAUAACAUACUGAACGAUCGCUUUAACUCUACGGAGAGAGUCAUCGAGAAGGAAGUCUGCCCAACAAGCACACCUGUCUUAGUAUCUCAACAAGAUGGGAAACUUGUGUUUGAAGAGGCGUCUCAUUCGCAUCAUAAUGUCGGUAAAGACGAUGGUAUUGUGACGAUAAAGGUUGAUUUAUCUACUUCGUUUGCAUUAUCUUGUUCGGAUGCUACGCCGAUUUACUUGUGCUUGGGCUCGGUUUUCGGAUCUAACCGAAAAAUAUUGGCUAUGUGUAACACCAAUUGUUCGGUAACAACCGUGCCACUACACGCAACAUUUGAUUGGGAUGGGAUGCACGACGACGAGGAAGCACUAAAAUACAUUCUAAGGGUCCUAUUUCUAGAAAACCUCGUAGCUGGGAUUACUGGCACUCUCUGGGUUCAUGUUUCGGAUGUCUCCGAUGUUACGGUCCUAUUGAGAAUAUCAGAACGCCAGGGAGUUAAGCUUCUACUGAGCACCUCAUCUCCAUCUCCGCAUAAAAUUUCCGAGUUCAUCCACCCACGUACCGCCGAUCGCGAGCUUGAAAAUAUCGUGCCUCAUGAUACCCAGCGGUUCGCAAACUUAAGCGACGUCGACAGUAGCAAUUUAGAACACUUCGCGGCCACGCGACUAUCAAAUAACGUGGAAAUAGAGAAUAGGGGCAUUGGCGUUAACAAAGAUGGAGGAUUUAUUUACGAUCUUCGUGUAAGUUAUGCCGCGAUACACGAAUUAUUAGGCAGAAGCUUGGACCUAGAUCCAUUGCCGCCGUCCGAAGAGAGGCGCGCCGAGGCCUGGAACGUCAAGAACAUUUAUGCCGAUCCGAGCUGGACGAGUUUGAUCAAUUGGCGCGAUCUCGAAUCUGUACCUGUGAGAGUAACGCCUCCUGACGUUCGAGGAAUACUGUCCAGCGAGAAGACUUACUUCUUGGUGGGUUUGACAGGCAAAGUGGGCCUAUCAUUAUGUGAAUGGAUGAUCCAGCAAGGCGCCAGAUACUUCGCGUUUGCCAGUCGAAACCCCAAGGUAGACUCCGAAACCGUAGAAUAUCUCCGGCUCAAAGGAGCUUCGAUACGAUACUACUCCCUUGACGUUACCGACAAGAAGGCCCUUCGUGAUGUUCACCAAGAAAUCUUGGCAUCCAUGCCGCCAAUUGGGGGUGUCGCUAACGCUGCUAUGGUAUUACGAGAUAAGCCAUUUAGCAGCAUGUCUGUUGAAGAAUUCGAAAUUGCAACAAAGCCGAAGGUUGAAGGCACUCGGAACCUCGACCAGCUAUUCUACUCUACAGAAUUAGAUUUCUUCAUACUAUUCUCAUCCAUGGGAUGUGUCAUUGGAAAUGCAGGUCAAUCGAAUUACGGAGCUGCGAAUAUGUUUAUGUCAACCCUAGCGGCCCAAAGACGGAAAAGAGGGCUGGCGGCUUCCGUCAUGGAUAUCGCGAUGCUCCUAGGUUUCGGCUAUUUGGGAACCCAGGAUGAAUGGCUCGAAAGUCACCUGCGGAAAACCGGUUAUCUCCCUAUAUGUGAACCAGUAUUUCACACGAUCUUUACCGAGGCCAUUAUUUCCGGUCGACCAAACUCUGGUUUAGAUCAUGAACUCAUUACCGGACUUGGCGAUCAUCCCGAUGCGCCUUGGAGGGGUCUCGCUCGAUUUUCGCAUUGCUUCUCGCAAGAAGCAGCCGCCGUCCAUGUUAAAGAUUCAAACCAGGCAGCAAGAAAUCUCCAGAGUCAGCUAUCCGACGCUCAGGAUCCAGCAGAAGCGCUUUCAAUACUGCAAGCCUCAUUUUCGGUGAAACUGGGACGUACGCUCCAAGUUCCAAGCGAUGAAAUUGAUAUGAGUACACCAUUGAUAGGACUAGGAAUUGAUUCCUUGGUAGCCGUUGAGAUCCGAAGUUGGUUUCUUAAAGAAAUAGGGGUUAACGUACCUAUACUCAGCAUAUUGAGUGGUGCCACUGUAGACGACCUAUGCCAGGAAGCAGUUGGAAAGCUUCUAGACUUGUCGAGAAAGCCACACGCCCAACCUCCGGUUGAAUAUGACAGUGAAGAAAGCAAGAAUCCCCAGGAUUCGUCUUCCAGCACAGCACAAUCAACUGCACCCUCGCAAGAUGGAGCGGACGAAGUAUCCGUGUCAACUGGUUUAUCUACACCAACUCUAAAUUCGGCGACCUCGGCGGCUGUUGACUCUAUACCCUCAGAUUGCUCCAGCAUCCCGCUUUUGCGAGAUACGACUUAUGAAAGGAGCGGAGAAAUGUCGCAUGCACAAGCACGCUUGUAUUUCUUGCACGAGUAUUUAGAGGAUAAGUCGACCUAUACAGUGGCCUAUGUCGGGAAGUUCCACGGUCGUCUCGAUGUCGUGAGAUUACAAAAAUCAUUGCAUUAUAUUGGCAUGAAACAUGAAAGCCUCCGCAGUUCGUACUUCGUCGACAAGGAAUCUAAUCAAGCCCUUCAGACCGUCAACGCCAAGCCUAAUAUUACUAUUAAGCACAAACAUAUUACGAGCAAGGCUGAAGUUCGAGGCGAGAUUGACACAUUGAAAAAAUUCGUCUUCGAAAUUGAGCGUGGUCAGCUUAUGCUAGUUGUCGUGUUGACAGAAUCCCCUACCCUCCACCACGUCAUCUUUCUCCAUCAUCAUAUCGCGCUUGACGGCCUCAGCUGGAACAUUUUCUUGCGUGACUUGACCCGGGCAUACUCGGGACGGCAGCUAGAUAGUUGCCUCCAACAAGCUAUCGAUAUGUCGGACAGGCAGAAGAUAUCACAGCAGCCCGCCAAUUUGAAGGAUGAGCUAGCGUACUGGAGUUGUAUUCAUCAAGACCACAAACAUCCCUUGCCGCUAUUUCCAUUCGCCAAGACCAAGGCUCGGCGGAUGUUGACGGUAUAUGAUACAGAAACGUUUUCUAUCGAAUUAGACGCCAAGUUAGCUGGUAUGGUGAAACAGCAAGCUUCCGCCCUCCGAGUCACAUCUUUUCACUUCCAUUUAUCAUCUUUAGCAAUAUUUCUCGCGCGAUGCCUUAAUACCAGCGACUUUAGCAUCGGGAUCGUGGAUGCAAACAGAACUGAGCAGGAGGAUCAGGAUACAAUAGGAUAUUUCCUAAAUAUGUUACCACUGCGAUUUCAAUUAGCACUUGACGAAUCAUUUCGCGAGCUCGCUCAACGGACGCGACAAGGCGUUUUCGAAGCUUUGACCAACUCUCGCGUGCCUUUCGACAUGAUACUUGACAAUCUCGAAGGGGCACGUUCCGGUAACCAUCAUCCAAUAUUCCAGGUGGCAAUGAACUAUCGUAUGGGAUACGCAAGCCAAACGCCAAUGGAAAACGGCAAAUUUGAGUGGACUGGAGCAAUAUACGCAAGAAAUCCCUACGACCUAGUCGUUGAUGUCACGGAAAACUCCGAUCGCACCUUAUUAUUCUUUACCACCCAAAAGUAUUUAUACAGAGCCUCCGAUACCAAACUAUUGAUGAAUUGGUAUACUCGCGUCCUCGAAGGCCUCGUUGAAAACCCCUCUUCUCGGGUUUCUGAUUGUCCGAUUUCAAAUGAGCUUGAUACUAAGCACGCCGCAGCCCUCGGCAAUGGGAAGUCAAUGACGGUUGAAUGGGAUGGUACCCUCAUCCAUCGAGUUGAAAGAAUGGCCGAUGAAACUCCCGAUUCAAUCGCUGUGAAGGAUGAAUAUGGCCACACAUAUACCUACAGCAAAAUGAUGGCACGGACCCAUCAUAUUUCCAAUCGACUUCAGCACAGCUCUGCCCCUCUUGGCUCUCGCGUCGCUAUGCUAUUAAACCCCACCGCAGAUGCCGUUUGCUGUCUCAUUUCAGUAUUGCGCCUGGGUUUUGCCUGGAUACCACUGGAUCUUCGCAAUCCUAUUGAUAGGCUUUCUGUCAUUGUGUCGGAGUCCCGGCCCCAAAUUCUCAUAUGUAACAACGAAACAGCGGCACAGGCACAACAGCUUGCUACAGAGAUAGAUAUUGUCAAUAUUGACGAUCCAUCGCCUUCGGACCGGUCCGAUAGUAAAAAUAUCAGCGUACCCGAUCAGCCAGCGGUUGUACUCUAUACGAGCGGUUCGACAGGUACUCCUAAGGGAGCUAUCCUGACCCACUCAAAUCUAUUAAAUCAAGUAUUUUGCAACGCGGCACUCUUUUCCGUAAGGAAGGAAGUCGUUCUUCAGCAAAGUUCACUAGGAUUUGAUAUGGCACUAGAUCAAAUAUUCCAGGCACUAGCUAACGGAGGAACACUUAUAAUAGUGGGCAAGGAGGGCCGCGGCAAUCCGACACAUAUCGCCGAACUCAUGUUGUCGGAAAACAUCACGUACACACACUUUGUGCCAUCGGAAUAUCAAUCGCUCCUACACUAUGGUUCCCAUAUCCUCGAAAAAUGUUGUUCGUGGCGUUUUGCAUUCUCCGGCGGAGAGAAGGUCAACCAAGAGCUGCUUAGGGCAUUCCGAAAGCUGAGCCUUUCAGACUUGCAGCUCAUCAACGUCUACGGCCCAACUGAGUGCACCAUUUCCAUAGCGCGGGGCAUCAUUCCUUAUCAAAACGAGGAUGCAUCGAUUCACGGCGAUAGCCUGUGGACGCUGCCAAAUUAUUCAAUUCUGAUUGUCGACGCUCAGAUGAAUCCACUUCCCGUUGGCUUUCCCGGAGAAAUAUGUGUCUCGGGAGCUGGAAUCGGCCUUGGGUACCUGAAUCGUGUCGAAGAGACCGAGCGUAAAUUCAUCGAAAUGAGUCAAGUUUCUCAAUCCUCUGACGCUAAAUCUGGGACGAGGCUUUAUCGCACCGGUGACUUGGGAAGAAUAUUAGAAGAUGGCUCGCUCGAGUUGCUUGGGCGCCUGGAGGGCGACAGCCAAGUCAAAAUCCAUGGAAUCCGGAUUGAACUUGAUGAAAUAUCUAGCACCAUCAUUAACGCAGCUGAUGGGGCCAUCGAUAAUGCCGCGGUAUCAUCGCGCCAAGACCAAAUCUUAGCAGCCUUUGUCGUUUUUAGCCCUCAGUAUUCAGGAGACAAGUUCGAGUUCGCGAACCAGUUGAAAGCAAACCUUCCACUACCUCCCUAUAUGUGUCCGUCAUAUAUCAUCCCAGUUGACUCAAUUCCGACUAAUGCCAACGGCAAGAAAGACAAGGGAGCUAUCGACGAGAUCCCUCUGCCUAUUGAGGAAGAGGUCGUCAUCUCAGAUAAUCUCAGCCCCCAAGAAUUAAAAAUGAAAGAAGUUUGGGAGGAAGUACUAGCCCAUCGUAUCCCGACCCCACGGCUUGACGUAGACUCGGACUUCUUCCAUGCCGGCGGUAAUUCUUUGCUGCUUAUAAAGCUCCGAUCGGUAAUCCGGGGGGCACUCGGUGUGGCCGUUUCGCUGCCUGAAUUAUUUCGAUCCAGCACACUUCGCAGCAUGAGUGCGCUUGUCGAGAUAGGUAGCCAAGAUGCGCCCAAUCUGACUAUCGAUUGGAAUAACGAGGUCACGGGAUUAUGCCACGGACUCCCUCAACCAAAUCGUAAAAUCCCGCCAAAAACACAGUCAGGCAAAGUAAUCCUCCUUACGGGGGCGACCGGGUUCCUUGGUACACGCAUCCUAAAGCGCCUUGUGGUUGACGAGAACGUCCGUAAGAUUCACUGCCUCGCAAUCCGCCCUGACGAAUUUGGUCGACCACGACACGUGGCUAUUGGAAGCGAAAAGAUCGUAGAGCAUUCAGGGUCUUUGUCGGAUCGCUUUCUGGGCCUAUCCAAAGCACAAUUUCGAUCUCUAGGGAAUGAGAUCGACUUAAUCAUCCAUAACGGCGCGGAAGUGUCACUUCUCAAAACAUACCAAUCGCUUCGACGCGUCAAUGCCGUUUCAACCAAGGCGCUCUGCGAGUUAGCAAUCCCACGGCAGAUUCCGUUCCACUUCGUGUCAACAGCCACGGUCGCAAGAUUUGCGGGCCAGCAGACGGUAUCUGAGGUUUCAAUGUCUAAGUUUGUGCCACCUUCUAAUACCGCCGACGGGUACGGCGCAUCAAAAUGGGUCAGUGAGGCCGUGUUAGAAAGAGCAGCGGCUCAUCAUGCUCUCCCGGUGUGGAUCCACCGGCCGACAGGUAUUGUUGGUGAUGGUGCUCCAGAGUUAGAUUGGAUUACUGCACUGUUCAAGUAUUCGCAGAUACUUCGCGCAGUACCAAGCCUGUCUGAAGAGUAUAUCAUAGGUUCAUUUGAUUUCAUUGGUGUUGAGGAUGCCACAAGGGAAUUGGUAGAGAGAGCGCUCAGCUCUAGGCAACCCAAAGAACAAAACCCGGCGGCCAGCUUUGUUCACCACUGCAGCGCUACCAAGGUCGCCCCGAGUGCCCUGGGAAGUUAUAUCGAGGAGUUGGCUGGAGAGAAAUUCUCUACCUUUUCGCUGAAAGAGUGGCUCGACGCGGCGCGAGCAAAGGGUUUAGAGCAAGUCAUGUAUGACUUCCUAUUAGAUGCAUUUGGGGAAGGAAAGAAAGUUAUACUGCCGAUGAUAACGAAGUAG
This is a messenger RNA of Hypoxylon trugodes, 11823 nucleotides long. Its product is annotated as hybrid PKS-NRPS PsoA. The transcript is spliced from 4 exons. The record is from RefSeq and is a predicted model, not a curated record. Bases 1 to 11823 code for a protein of 3940 amino acids. Gene Ontology annotation, biological process: secondary metabolite biosynthetic process; fatty acid biosynthetic process. Gene Ontology annotation, molecular function: fatty acid synthase activity; phosphopantetheine binding; 3-oxoacyl-[acyl-carrier-protein] synthase activity. Lineage: Eukaryota; Fungi; Ascomycota; Sordariomycetes; Xylariales; Hypoxylaceae.